AAAACUCUCCCCAGUUCACCCCCAGCCUCGAGGAGUCACACUUACAAUGACUGAUUCAAAUGAUAAGAAGCCGACGGACGGCGAGAGCGGCAGCCUUAAAAAGAGCAAAAAGAAGCAAAAGAAGGAGGAUGCAUGGAGACCAGCGGGACCCAGAGACCCGUUUGCACUGCUGGACUCUCUGCCAGAGAAGAAGCAGCAGGAGAUCCAGAGAGCCCUUCACCUCUUCUCCUUGGGCCCAAGUACGCCGAAAACCCUGCAGCAGGCCAAGAAACACGCUUACAGCUUCUGGAACACGCAGCCUGUUCCCAAACUGGGUGACAAUAUUACGACUCACGGCCCGAUAGCAGAGGGUGAGGCCAGUGUCCGAGAGGAACCAUACUCACUCCCUCAGGGUUUCUCCUGGGACACUCUGGACCUGAGCAGCCCUCCAGUGUUAAAAGAACUGUGCAGUCUGCUAAACGAGAACUACACAGAAGACGAUGACAACACCAUCCGACUUGACUUCUCUCUGGAGUAUCUGCAGUGGGCUUUACAACCUCCUGACUGGCUGCCCCAGUGGCACUGCGGCGUCAGAGUGGACACCAAUAAGAAGCUGGUCGGCUUCAUUGCUGCCGUUCCUGCAGAUGUUCGCAUAUAUGAGACGGAGAAGCGGGUGGUGCAGGUCAAACUCUUAUGUGUUCAUAAGAAACUGCGCUUCAAGCGGAUGACUCCAGUUCUGAUCCGAGAGCUCACCAGACGGGUGAACCAGCAGGGCCUCUACCAGGCGCUCUACACGGCCGGCAUAGUGCUGCCCACACCAAUCAGCUCCUGCAGACUCUGGCAUCGCCCUCUGAAUCCCCGUAAGCUGAUGGAGGUCAACUACCCAGGUCUGAGACAGAACACGAGCCUGCAGAGAGCCCUCAAGUUGAACCGCCUACCUGAGGCGACAAAGGUACGAGGUCUGCGCCCCAUGACCAAAGAAGAUGCUCCGGGGAUACAGUCGCUGCUCCAGAAAAACCUCUGCAAGUUUCAGCUCAGCCCCCUCCUGUCUCCUCAGGAAGUAGAGCACUGGUUGUUGCCGAGGGAGGAUGUGGUUGACACCUAUGUGGUGGAGAAUGAUGAUGGUGCGCUGACAGAUGUGGUGAGUUUCUAUAGCGUCUCCUCCAGAGUGCUGAAUCACCCGGUUCACUCCAGCCUCAGAGCUGCUCAUCUCCUCUACACUGCCUCUGCUGCCACAGAGCUGACCGACCUCAUGGAGGACGCGCUGGUCCUGGCUAAAGCUAAAGGUGUCGACAUCUUCUGUGCCCUCGAUGUGAUGGACAACCAGAGUUUCCUGGAGACGCUCAAGUUCACUAUCAGCGACCGGAGUGUUCAUUACUUCCUGUACAACUGGAUGUGCCCUAAUAUGAGCCCAGACAAGGUGGGCUUGGUGUUCCCCAACUGACCUGAAGGCAGAAGCAGUGAAGAUGAAGGGAAGCGGACUGAGUGGCAGGACAGCGGACGUCAAGCUGCGCCAACAUUAAUAAACAUGAAUUUGGGUUUAAAAAAUAAACUGCAAAACACUUACUCUUCCAAAUCAA
Molecule: messenger RNA, 1559 nt
Organism: Stegastes partitus (bicolor damselfish)
Lineage: Eukaryota; Metazoa; Chordata; Actinopteri; Pomacentridae
Product: glycylpeptide N-tetradecanoyltransferase 1-like
Exons: 12
Coding region: 47-1423 (458 amino acids)
Biological process (GO): N-terminal peptidyl-glycine N-myristoylation
Cellular component (GO): cytoplasm
Molecular function (GO): glycylpeptide N-tetradecanoyltransferase activity
Source: RefSeq, a predicted model, not a curated record